AUGAUAUGGGAAUCUGUUGAUGAGAUCACGCAACCAGAUGGUUCUAUUAAGAUUAGAUGCAAGUUUUGUAAGACUCUUUAUAGCAAGCAUUCUGGUUCUUCUACAACUCACUAUCAGAGGCAUCUACAUAAAUGUGUGAAGAAACCAAGAACAUCGAAGGGUGGAGUCCAGCAACUACUUUCAUUUAAUAUUUCUGAAGAUGACGACUCUAAAGCUGUACUCUCAACGUAUAAGUAUGACCCGGAUAAAUUAAAUGAGUGGUUUGCGAGGUUAGUGAUAGUCAAUGAGAAGCCAUUCAGCAUGGUGGAAAGCAAGGUUUUUAUGGGAUUUUGUAAAUUUCUAUAUCCCAGAUGUGAGAAGGCCUCUCGAUAUACUGUGAAAAGAGAGUGCAUGAAGAUGUAUGCCAUUGAGAAAGCUAACUUGAAAGCUCUCCUGGAAUCCGUAUCCAGAAUAAGUUUGACAUCUGAUAUGUGGACGGCCUCAAAUCAGAGAAAGGGAUAUAUGUCAUUGACUGCACACUUCGUUGAUGCGGAUUGGAAACUACAAAAGAAGAUUUUAAACUUCCGUCAUGUUCCUCCUCCUCAUAUCGGUGUGGUACUGUCCGAUUGCAUUUACAACCGUCUUGUUGAGUGGGGCAUUGAAAAGAAAAUUUCUUCAAUUACUUUAGAUAAUGCCUCGUCCAACGAUACGUUGAUUUCUUUCUUACGUACUCAGUUCAAGGCUGCUGGAAAUUUAUUUUUCGAAGGGCUGAAAGCAAUUGAUUCGAUGAUUGCAAACAUACGAGAUAGCAUUAAAUAUAUAAGGGGGUCACCUUCAAGAAUGAGUACGUGGAAUGACAUAAUCCAACGUUUGGAUUUGAAAUCUAAACAGCAGUUGAAGUUAGAUGUCUGCACUCGCUGGAAUUCUACUUAUGAAAUGUUGGAUACGGCUUUACAAUUUAAAGUUGCAUUCCCUGAACUUGCGGCACGUGAUAAAAUGUAUGCAUAUGUGCCAAGUGAUGAAGACUGGAAGAAAGCUGAAGAUGUUCAUAGGUUUCUCAAAGUUUUUUACAACUGCACGAAGAUUUUUUCAGGAAAUAAGUAUCCCACGGCAAAUUUAUUUCUUCCUGAAAUUAUUUUCAUUAUGAAUGUGCUUAAAAAAUGUGCUGCCGAUGGUCCAGAAUUUUUAAAAGCGAUGGCUCUAGGAAUGCAGAUGAAAUUUGAUAAGUAUUGGGCUGAAUGCCACUUGUUAAUGGGCAUUGCAGUUGUCCUGGAUCCACGAUGUAAGAUGGCAAUGGUUAGAUUUGUUUUCAGAUCGCUUUAUUCCAGUUCCGAAAGAGUUUCAGCGGAGACCGCCAUUAUUAAUGCUGCAAUUGAAGAGCUGUUCGCAUCAUAUGAUGAUAAUUCGGCCGAUCCAUCAAGUGCAAUAGUUUGGGGUGGUAACACUUUUGAUGCUGAAGAGUAUGAAGAGGAGAAUGAAAUUGAAAAUGCGGGCCAGAAUGCUUGA
Messenger RNA from Magnolia sinica, 1485 nucleotides. RefSeq names its product zinc finger BED domain-containing protein RICESLEEPER 2-like. The transcript is spliced from 3 exons. Gene Ontology annotation, molecular function: DNA binding. Bases 1 to 1485 code for a protein of 494 amino acids. Lineage: Eukaryota; Viridiplantae; Streptophyta; Magnoliopsida; Magnoliales; Magnoliaceae. The record is from RefSeq and is a predicted model, not a curated record.